This is a messenger RNA of Rhincodon typus (whale shark), 703 nucleotides long. Its product is annotated as band 3 anion exchange protein-like. NCBI's taxonomy places the organism in Eukaryota, Metazoa, Chordata, Chondrichthyes, Orectolobiformes, Rhincodontidae. Gene Ontology annotation, molecular function: monoatomic anion transmembrane transporter activity. The coding region runs from base 16 to 678 and encodes 220 amino acids. The record is from RefSeq and is a predicted model, not a curated record. The transcript has 6 exons. Gene Ontology annotation, biological process: monoatomic anion transport. Gene Ontology annotation, cellular component: membrane.
GAGCAAAACGAUUUUAUGCAGUCAAAAUAUUUUCAUGUUAAUGUUCCUUUUAAAAAAUCUCUCACAGACCUUUGCGAGUUAUUGUCCUGCAGCCCCAAAGUACGCCUCAAUCAUAAGCAUGAAAAGAAGACAGCACAUGGGGGUCAGCCAUUCGAAGCGGAAGGAAGUCCGAAGCCUCAUACCAAGUAUAAACCCCAUCUGCCAGGAAGGGGCACUGUUGAAUUCGCCAGAGGCACAAACCUUCCCCAAGUAACCUCUGCAGAUGAUUUGCACACUCAACGUCCUAGAAGAAGUCAAGAUCAAUCUGGCAGAGAUCUUACGGGGCAUGGAGAAGCCACUUACAAGCAGGCACCUCAGGUAUUUGUUGAAAUGAACGAACUGAAAAUGGAUGAAGACAAACAUCAAUACUGGCAAGAAACUGGACGAUGGAUAAAGUAUGAAGAGGAUCUGGACAAGGAUUCAGACCGAUGGGGUAAAGCGCAUGUACCUUCUCUCACCUUCAGGAGUCUCCUGGAACUCAAAAGGGGCAUCAGCAAAGGUGCUGUUCUACUUGACCUGGAGGGAACCACGUUUUCUGGCAUUAGUGUUAAUAUCGUGGAAGAGAUGAUAGCCAAGGAUCAGAUAAGGGCAGAAAAUAAAAUCAGUGUGCUGAAUGCAUUGCUCCAAAAAACCAGGUAAAGUGACCAUGUUUCCAUUCAUCUCC